CAAAAAUUCACAUUAAGAUUUUAACCAAUUAUCUCUUCAUUAAGUUGUUCUGCAGCUGUAUGAAUUACAGGCGACAACAGGGAGACAGUGCCAGGCGAGACAUUUUGACCGCGCGACAUCAUCACUCGACGAUCUCCGCCGCAUCUGCCCCUCAUCACCUCAAUCGCGAUUUCUGAAGCGGCGAUGUCCACCUUCUAACCCGGAGACACGCCGUCAUGGUCAUAUAGAUUCCUACACACAUAUACAUCCUACCUAUCAGUAGUAAUUGUCGAUACUUGGCCAAUCCAUCCGACUCCAUCAUUAUCAUCAUCUGCCACAAUCAAGAUGGCUCUCUCCCAGAGUGCAACUGCAAUAUCCACGAUGAACCGCCCGGGUGUAUCUCCAGCAGUGCCAAAGCCCAAUUCGAUAACCAUCAACGGGUUUCGGAUCACUACGCAGAAGCUACCGAUUUUAAAAGCGAACCCAAUCGAAGAGAUGACCAAGAAACUAGGCAUCACGCCCCCGGAGAUGAUAUUCGGCGAUAAUUAUGUGAAGAUAGAAUAUGAGAAGGGAGGUUGGGGAAUCGCAUUCAGCGCUUUUGAUGCGCUAGACCGGGUGGACAAAACGGGGGAGAGUAUGCUGAAGGUUGCAUAUUCGAAGGAAUGGCAGAAAAGCAGGGAGAAAACCCAUGAUGGUAUCAAGGAGGUUGUGAAGCCAUUCGAUUGGUCUUAUACUACUGACUAUCAAGGCACUCUUCACCCCGCCGCCCAGCCAUUCACUCCGAGCGAGAAGCCCAUUCCCGUCGAGCUACUCAAACGUCCAGAUCCCAUUCUGUUCUUCGAUGAUGUUAUCCUUUACGAGGAUGAGCUGGCGGACAAUGGAAUUGCCAUGUUCUCAUGCAAGGUUCGCGCUAUGCCUGGCAGACUUCUUCUUCUCGCCAGAUUCUUCAUGAGGCUUGACAAUGUGCUGUUCCGCAUCCGGGAUACACGAGUUUACAUUGAUUUCCAAACACGGGAAGUUAUCAGAGAGUACCAGUCCCAAGAGUGCGACUACGAAAAAGUCCGACAGACUCUCGUAGGCACAAGAGACGAUGCACCUGCAGUCAUGAGGGAUCCGAACAGGCUCUCGACAAUUCUCCCAGUCGUUGAAAAACGCCUAGAGAGUGUAACCCUCGGAGACCAAUCAUAAUAAAAAAGUGAUGUCUUGAAUGAAAUUUACGAUUUCUAUGAAAAAACCUCAAUUGAUAGCUGCAUUUUGAGGGACGUUACUGCCUUGGCAAGGCUUUAAAGCCGAGAAAAAGCAGCCAGGAGUCUACUCUCAGAACUGGCAGGUGCCAAAGUAGACGACCUCGUCAGUCAUUAUUCAAAAAUAUAGAAAACAUCAGAAUAAGGUACCUAGUAGGUAGGUAGUAGAACAGAACAACCAAUAGCCAUCGUGGCCAAUAAACAUCGAUUUGAUGCAAAUAUGACAAACAGUGCAAAC
Messenger RNA from Penicilliopsis zonata CBS 506.65, 1461 nucleotides. RefSeq lists its product as hypothetical. Bases 325 to 1167 code for a protein of 280 amino acids. NCBI's taxonomy places the organism in Eukaryota, Fungi, Ascomycota, Eurotiomycetes, Eurotiales, Aspergillaceae. Gene Ontology annotation, cellular component: cytosol. The record is from RefSeq and is a predicted model, not a curated record. Gene Ontology annotation, biological process: TOR signaling. The transcript is spliced from 4 exons.